GUCACGACGUUCAUUUCCAUUGCCUCGAGGAACCGCUUUGCAGCUGUGGGGCACUCUCGUCGUCGCCAUGUUCUCCCCAUCUUCACGGCCGGACGACAUUCAGGAGGAGCAAGAAGAUCAGCGACAAGAAAGCGAUGGUGGCGGCGGCGCUUCGUCUCCUCCUCGCCAUCCUCCUCGACCUGGACCAUCCGUCUUGACGGGCGUAUCCAGCCCUCAACGACAGCAAUCAGGCGGCAACACAUCAUCACGCACUCCAGCAGCAGGCGCAGGAACACGAACGGGACCUCGCCCUGUCCCUCGCUCUUCCUCUUCACUUCGACACAUUUCAUCAUCGCGCUCCACUUCGAGCAGAGGCGUCUCCUUCAAGUCGGUACCUGAAGAUCGAGCAGCAGAUGCGAAUGCGCAUGCUGUUCCCAAUGACUUGGGAUCUAGCGCAAAACGCAAAAUGGAUGCAGAGGAGAGGAAGAGGCGCGAGAUGCUUCAGCAGGAAGACUUCUGGGCAGACGACGAUAGCGAUGUCGAAGCAAGAGCUGCACAGGCUAGCAUGGGGCCCAGCUCGUCUGUAGCAGGGCAGAGAGCCCCGUUGACUCCCACGAGCGACGAAGAAGAAGACGGCGAUGAACUCGACGCAAUCUUGCCACCUCAUCGCAGAUCAGCAAGGCGAAGACUCAGUAGGCGCAGACCUAGAGGAAGCUCCUCUUCCCUCGAGCGCCUAGAUGCCAAUGUACUCGCAGAAUCCACGACCGAAGACGAAGAUGAUGAAGAGGCCAUCCAAGAGCAAGGCGAGUACUCUUCACAGACCGACGACGAUUGGUCAGAGGCAGAAGAAGAGAGGCGUGGUAGCGCGCACGAGGAUGGGGACGAGGGCGAGGGCGAGGGCGAGGACGAGGGAGCCAGGCAUGCAAGAAACGCUCGCUAUGCAGCAAGAGAUCCAGGGGGACCAUCGCUCAAUGGCCCACGCAGGGCACCAUGGCAUCAAAGAGGGCCCGCUGCAGGGUACAGCGCAGCAAUGCAGACACCUGGCCUAGCCUAUCCACCGGCACUCGAGACACCAAUGGAAGGGUCACCGGGCACAGAGGAGGUAGAAGCAGAUCCUCGUCAACGAUUAGAGUGGCAGACGAUGCUCGAGUCCGUCUUGGCGUCCGAAGUGUUGCGCAGCGAGACGAAGCGUAUCACGAGCGUCGAUGCGCCAGACGUAUCGAAACGCGAGCUCAUGUAUCGCCGCUGGCUCGACAUUCGCGCCAGUCUUCGUGGUCGAGGUCAUCUGCGCGGAGCAGUCGAUGCGGAGGAGAAGAGGCUCAAGAGGGGAUGGCCAGAGCUUCUACGCAGCGUCAUCGAAGCCAUCAAGAAUUGUCGCUCAGAUGAGGAGCAGCAGCAGCGCGUUGGUGCAGACGAGCCCUUAGUCCAAGGUCAGGACCACGCCGAGUCGCAAGAUGAGAAGCAGCGAGUGCUCGAAGAAGUCGGCAACCUACUGCAACGAGUCGACGAGUCCGAGUCGCAGUUCCCUUCUCUGGCCAAGGCAAUUGAGGUCGUGCCCGAGUGGGGAGACAAGGCAGUACAAGGCAAACUCGAGGCCCUCUAUGCGUGGUACAACACCGCAACGCUCCUCGAACUGCGAUUGCGCAUUCUCAAAGAGUGGACUGGAUCAGAGACGUUGCGCAUCGACGUGCCACUCAAGUCGUCUGCGCGAGAUCAGGCAGACCCCAACGCCCUCAUCGCGGCUGCCAAUGGCGAGCUCGAAGGCAUGACCUUCGUCGAGCGUGUCCUUAAGGAGGGAUCACUACAGCAUACGUUCGAGAAGCGCACGCUGGGCUCGCUCAAUCAGCUCGUGUGCAAGGCGCGCGAUACCAUCAAGACGCACCACGAGUCGUUCUUGCGAAUGAAGCUGCCGUCUUUCGCUCCGGAGCUCGUACAGCUCAUAUCGUUUCCGAUGCGGCUGGUCGAGGGAGCGCUGCGUCUUCGCCUCGACUAUGCCGGCAAGAUCAAGGAACCCAGCCUGCUCAUCGUCGACUCGCUCACGGAUGACUUGCGAGCCGUCCUAGACGUAGCCAUCCGCACCAAGCGCACCUACUUGUCGACCAUGGUGCCCGACCCGUCACGAGGCUGGGACAUGCCGCCCGUCAUCGACGCGAGCUACGACGAGAUCCUGCGAGAUGCUCUGCGCUUCUUCUUUCGCUUCAUCUCGUUCAAGCUCAAGGGCAGCGUCUUCUUCAAGGAGACGGAGAUCUUGGACAAUGAGUGGCAAUUCCUCAGCCAGGCCGUCGAGGUCAUCGAGGGCGGCGAUGUCAUUGUGGCCAAGAGCAUCACGCGCAUCGUCAACAAGUUGUUUGCGCGUAUCGUCACCUACUUUGAGCGCGAGCUGAGCGCGCCGAGUGCCACCAAGGGGAGGGGCAAAGCUGCCGCGACGGCUCAGGGUGAAGGGGCGGGCACCAAUGCUGCUGCGGGAGGUGGAGACGGUGUCGCGCUCAGUGGGCGUGGGCCUUCCCUUGCUGGUGGCUUGACAAAGGGAACCGUCCACCUCACGCUACCGGAGAAGAUCAAGUGGAUUCACGCCGUCUUCGACAAUGUGCGCAUCCGCAGCCGCAAGCUACUAGGCUUCGCGCGAGACAUUCGUAAUCGACUCGACAAUGCGGCGGAGUACGAUCUGGCGACUUUGCGACCGCCGGACGCCAAUGGAGAGGCGAGCGGCGACCAGGGCGAUGCGACGAUGGACCUCAACGCAUUCAUGCAGACGUUGAUCAACGCCGAUUACUUUCUCGUUUACACGGAGGUGUACGAAGAGCGCGGCAUCUACAUCGUCGCCGAGCCGACGCUGCACGACAAGCCCGAGAUCAUCGAGGACCUGUUGCGCAAGUGCGUGCGCAAGAUUGCGCCGCAUUCAAACAGUCGGCCGAGCGGCGGCGCUGGUGGCGCUCUGGCCGAAGAUGAGGAGCGAGGGGCAGGCACGACUACCGUCGCCGUCGAAGAAACGGAAGCUGCAUCGACUGUCAAGCCGACGACGCCCGCAGCAGCCGGCUCUGCCGCAUCGGAAGAGGAGAGUUCUCACUACCUGCUGCUCCUCACCCCGCGCGACCCUUUCAUGUGGACGGGGCGAGUGAUGCCGUACAAGAUCGAGUAUGUCGAGGUCAGCCUCAACGACAGGCGGCUGCGCCUGAUCGCUGACGGGCCCAAGGAGAGGCUGCAGCUGUGCAAGGAGCGGUUCCAGAAUGAGUUCAAGCGAGGCGGCGACUCUAGUGCGACUGUCUUCCCCCUCGACGUCAUCAACGAGCACAUGGCGCACAUGAGCGACGUGCAGGCAGAGCUGCGUAACAUCAACAAGGGGGUGUACAUGCUCUCGAAUACCGUCCUCAACGCCGUCUCUGGCGUGCAGCGCAACCUUCGCCGACGCCACCGCCGCAACGAGUCGAGUGAAUCAGAUCCGCAGGGUCGCCGCAGCAAGAGUGCGACGGAGAGCGAAGAGCUCAUCCAGAAUUGCUUCAGUAUGGCGGCAGAGCAAGGCUUCCGCUCCCUGCCCUUCAUCGAGUCGAAUCGACUGCGAGGCUACAUGACGUUGGCGCUCGCCCGCCUCGCCAUCAACUGGGUCGGCUUCAUCUGCGAUGACUGCGUGCACACGGAUCGAAAGACGUUCAAGUGGGCGGUGGCAGCGCUCGAGAAUGCGGUGCAGGUGACGCGGAAUGAGAACAUCUUCCACCUCAGCGAAGACGACUUUGCAAUGAUGCGAGCCAAAGUAGCCAGCUGCGUCGCCCUCUUGAUCUCCCACUUCGACAUCCUCGGCGCAAGAUCGAGUGUAGCCAACGCCAAAGCAGAGCAGGAGCGGCUCGAGCGCGAAAAGGCUGAACGAUCAAAGGCAAUGGAGGCGGGCAACAACCUGCUGCCCGAGUCUGCAGAUGCGGCUGAGCGACACGCUGCUGCUUCACGUCUCAUUCAAGGCGCAGACCAACAGCAACCGCAGCUGCAGCGCAUGGACAGCGGGACAGAGGCGAUGGAGGAGCGUUGGGUGCAGAAGAUGAUCGAGUGGGAUGAAGCGCGCCAGAGCAUCGAGGCAGAGCAGCGCUUGAUAGGGCGCGUGCUUGACGACACUCGACUGGAGGAUCGCGGUUUGCAGUUCUUGGCUUCCUCAUCCUCGCGCAUCCAGAUUCGAUGGCAGCAGGGUCGCUUCAUCGGCGGCGGGACGUUUGGAACGGUGUAUCUCGCUGUCAACCUCGACUCCGGCGGGCUUAUGGCAGUCAAGGAGAUUCGCUUCCAGGACAUCUCCAACACGCCGACACUCUACAAGCAGAUCAAGGACGAGAUGAACGUCAUGGAGAUGCUGUCCCACCCAAACAUUGUCGAGUACUACGGCAUCGAGGUGCAUCGCGACAAGGUCUACAUCUUUGAGGAGUACUGCCAGGGCGGCUCUCUCGCUCAACUCCUCGAGCAUGGUCGGAUAGAAGACGAGGCGGUGAUUCAGGUGUACACGCUGCAGAUGCUCGACGGUCUAGUCUACCUUCACUCGCAGGGCGUCGUUCACCGUGACAUCAAGCCGGAUAACAUUCUGCUGGAUCACAUGGGGGUCAUCAAAUUCGUCGACUUUGGCGCAGCCAAGGUCCUUGCCAAGAACUCACGCACCGUUCAACGCUCUCGUCGCUCGGGCAUCACGCCGGGAAACAACAUGGCGGGCAUGGUGGGGCCGGAUGGCAAGCCGGUAGGAGCCGCCGCAGUCCAGUCUCUGCAGGGAACGCCCAUGUACAUGUCACCCGAGGUCAUCAAGGGCGAGUCGCGUGGGCGUCGUGGUGCUAUGGAUGUUUGGUCGCUCGGCUGCGUUGUGCUCGAGUUUGCAACGGGCAGAAGGCCAUGGAGUCAGCUCGACAACGAAUGGGCCAUCAUGUUCCACAUCGGCAUGGCGCAGCAACAUCCUCCCCUGCCAGAGCCCGGCCAGCUCAGCGAGAUGGGCAUCGAUUUCAUCCGGCAAUGCCUCAUCAUCGACCCGUACGAUCGCCCCUCGGCCGCAGAGAUGCGUCAGCAUCCCUGGAUCCGCAAUCUUGUCGAGCAACUGGACGCAGCGGCAGCAGACGAAGAAGCAGCGGCGGCGACUGCGGCGGCCAUGGGUGGAGAGAACAACAGCUACGCCGGCGCAGACACGAGCAGCCUCCAGUACGACGCAGCGACUCCAUUUCAGCACACGUCCGACAGUGCAACGGGCAUCGCAGCCAUGGUCGCCACGCCGGGAACGAGGAGCAUCAACGGCUUCAACUUCCAGCGACCUGGUAUGCCCAGCGCGGUGUCGAGCGCAACGUCUGCCUCUGGCUCGGCAUCCGCGUCCGAGACCCUCACGACGCCACCGUCACAACACGUCGGCGCCGGACUGCCCCACCAACCCUCCCAUUCUGGCUUCCCCGCGACUGUGGCAGACAUGGCGUGGAAGCGCGAGGAGAGACUGAUGCACGAGAUGAAGAAGCCUCUCGAGAUGACGACGGGGCUGCGGAACGAUGCAGAGGAGGAAGCAGAGGGAGCGCAGGAGAGAAGAGAGGGCGACGUGUAGCAGUGAUCGAAUGCAAAGCAUGUUUUCAGAGAUCGGACCAAGGAGCAUUGCGCGUGUACUGCUGGUAGCGAGCAGGGCUCGAUCGAAGAAGAAAUCUACAGCGACGCACCGUGUACAUGUCGCAAUGGGAGAGGAGCAAUGUACUGGCUUAAUUU
Jaminaea rosea is the source of this 5676-nucleotide messenger RNA. RefSeq lists its product as hypothetical. The transcript has 6 exons. NCBI's taxonomy places the organism in Eukaryota, Fungi, Basidiomycota, Exobasidiomycetes, Microstromatales. Gene Ontology annotation, biological process: protein phosphorylation. Gene Ontology annotation, molecular function: protein kinase activity; ATP binding. The record is from RefSeq and is a predicted model, not a curated record. The coding region runs from base 68 to 5521 and encodes 1817 amino acids.